This is a messenger RNA of Hydatigera taeniaeformis, 1629 nucleotides long. NCBI's taxonomy places the organism in Eukaryota, Metazoa, Platyhelminthes, Cestoda, Cyclophyllidea, Taeniidae. The record is from the annotation of a GenBank genome assembly.
AUGCCAUUCCAGAAUGAAGAAGUGAUAGUUGGUUCUGCGCCUUUCAUGUUCUUUUUUUCGCAGAUCCAACGCGAUCUUAAUCAGGAGACAAAGCUGCUACAGAAAAGAUUGGAGAAGGAGUUAAUCAAGAAACAUGAGUUGGAAGAUAGAAUUGACGUUCUUUUGCGUGACAAACUCUCUUCCACGAAGACUUCAGCCUACGUGAAGAAAAUGGCGACCAACGUGCACAACCAGAGUCGUGAAUUGGAGGCUCAGGCAGCAGUAUUGGAAAAUACUCUGGCCAAUGAUGCUCUUGAAGUUGCCCGGAUUCGGGCGGAGACAAAGGUUAUGGAGGAGCAAGCUCAAGGCCUAGAGAAGGAGAUCGCAAAACGCUCUGAUGACUUCGCCUCUCUGCAGCAGAAGAUCAAGCAGGCCAAUCUUACAGUUCAACGCAAGCAGAAUCAUAUUGACGCACUUAACCGCAAGCUGCAACAUCUGCUGAAGGAUACCGGGGGUAUAGAACUAGGACCUCUGGAGAUUAUGCGCAAUCACUUGAUAAAGAGCAUUGCAGCUAAACAAGAGGAGAUCAGCACUCUUGAGCAGCAAUGGCUGCGCGAACAGACGGAACUGAUGAACCGAGUGAAGGAGAAGGAAAACCUUGCUGAGGAACUCUCUCGCCAACAGGUCUGUCUGGCCGUCUUGAACAGGAAAAAAUUGCGGCUGGACUCCGAUAUAAAUAAUAUCGAGAAGGAGAAGACACAGUUGAACCGCGACUUGGUGCGCUUGCAAAACAGCAUGGUGCGCUUGAAUAAGCGCAUCUUUGGGCAGCGGUCCAGUGGGACUGCACUGGAACAGGAGAAUCGGCUGGCGGAAGAAGAUUUUAUGCGGCGUAUUCGAGAGAAGGAGGCACAAGCCGUAGAAUCAGAAGCUCAGUUAGAGGAUGCUGUAAGGGAAAAGGAAGAUUUAUUGGCAGAAUUGCUAGAGACGGAACGUCACAUACUACUGUGGGAGAAGAGAGUGCAACUGAUCAAUGAGACACGUCAGGCCGUUGACUCAGCCAGUGGUUUGGCCGAAUUAAAGGCUAUUCGCGUGGAGAUUCAUCGUAUGGAAGCCCGCAAGGCACAGAUAGCUCGACAACAGGAGCAGCUGAUUCAAGCACUGGAAAAGUCCGUUCAAAAAGCGCUACAUAGACAUGAGAACUCUACGCAAGCGAUCGGUGAGUUCGAUGAAGAGUCAGAGAAAUUGGAGGCUGAAUCAAAGCGACUUGAAGGUGACUUAGAGGCCAAGUAUUGUGCAUGCGAAUCGGUUCGAAAGCGAUCAGUUGAGCUGACCAAACAGUUGCAGCAAUUAGCUGAAUAUCGACAAAAGAAUCUGAUAGAGCUGCAAAUGCGCCAACACGCCUCGCGGUAUUGGGAGCAGCUGUUGGCUGGCCGCUAUCGCCGUAUUUGUCCCACUCGGCAGGCGGCACGCAGCGAACGCGAGCGCCAAAUCGGUCGGAUGCGCUCCAUGCUGGCAGUAGUGGAUCGGCUAACCUCUGAGUUUCCUAUGGUCAAACACGAUCUUUCGGUCGUACGGCAAAUACUGACAGAGAAGUUGGAAAAGGAAGAGAACUCAGACGUCAUGGAUUCUCAAACUGACCGCACCGAAUAG